Molecule: messenger RNA, 1932 nt
Organism: Funneliformis mosseae
Lineage: Eukaryota; Fungi; Glomeromycota; Glomeromycetes; Glomerales; Glomeraceae
Source: the annotation of a GenBank genome assembly
AUGAUUUUACGGCUUUCACCUAAAAUAAAUGGCAGUAACAUUCUUUCGACGCUCCGAAUACGUGCAAGAGUUCUGUCAUAUAAAACACCUCUUUUACAUAAAAUUUCACACCAAUCCAGUCUUAAGCAGCCAUUUGGCUCAUAUAAGAGUUUUUUAAAUUCCACUUCUCGAAGCUAUGCGUCAGUCACAAACCAAGAAGUCGAUCCUCGUCUUACUGCAGAGCGUUUUGUUGACGAGACUGACGUCGUUAUAGUUGGUGCUGGUCCAUCAGGAUUAUCCGCCGCAAUUCGCUUAAAACAAUUGGCAAAUGCCGAAGGAAAAGAAGUUAGAGUAGUAGUUAUUGAAAAAGCUAGUGAACUCGGUGCUCACACACUUUCCGGUGCAGUUCUUGAGCCUAGAGCAUUAAAUGAACUUUUACCUGAUUGGAAAGAACGAGGGGCACCAUUAAAUCAACCAGUACUCAAGGACGAAAUGAGAUUCUUUACAGAAAAGUUAUCCAUUCCUCUUCUUCCUCUUCCAUCAGUGAUGAAGAACAAAGGCAAUUAUAUCGUUAGCUUGAACAGUUAUGUAAAAUGGCUUGGUGAACAAGCUGAAGAAGUUGGAGUUGAAGUUUAUUCGGGGUUUUCUGCAAGUGAGGUUUUAUAUAAUGAGGAUGGUAGUGUGCGCGGCAUCGCCACAAAUGAUAUGGGUCUCGAUAAAAACUUUAAACCAAAAGAAAAUUUUGAACGUGGUAUGGAAUUUCAGGCCAAAGUCACUCUAUUUGCUGAAGGUUGUCAUGGAUCACUUACUAAAACUUUGAUGAGAAAAUUUAACCUUCGUGAAGGUAGACAACAACAAACCUAUGCGAUUGGAAUCAAGGAAGUUUGGGAAAUCGAUCCUGCAAAGCAUAUUCCUGGUUACUGCUUACACGCAACAGGAUGGCCCCUUGACUACAAAACCUACGGCGGAGGAUUCAUGUAUCAUAUGGAAAAUAAUAUAGUGCAAUUAGGGUUCAUAGUUGCUUUGGACUAUCAAAACACUUAUUUGCAUCCAUACAAGGAAUUUCAAAGAUAUAAAUCUCAUCCAUCAAUCAGGAAACAUCUUGAAGGUGGAAAGGUUAUAUCUUAUGGAGCGAGAGCUUUAAAUGAGGGUGGAUAUCAGUUUACAGGACUUACACUUAGUAAAGUUGACGCAAGUUUUGCGAAGGUUUGCGUAGGUGGUUCAAUUCCUAAAUUAGUUUUCCCCGGAGGUGCUCUUAUUGGUUGUACUGCCGGAUUUUUAAAUCUUCCUAAAAUAAAAGGGACGCACAAUGCAAUGAAAUCCGGGAUGCUUGCUGCUGAAGCUGCAUACGAUGCCAUAACAUCUGAUACAUCAUCCGGACCUAUUACACUCACUGCCUAUGAAGAAUCAAUUCAAGAUUCAUGGGUAUACAAAGAAUUGUAUGAUGUGAGAAAUAUUAGACCUUCAAUGAAUUCACCUCUUGGAGUAUACGGGUUUAUCUUAUAUUCUGGUAUAGAAAUGUUGUUUUUGAAAGGAAAAGCUCCAUGGACAUUGAAACAUCAUCAUCCAGAUCAUGCUGUGUUAAAACCAGCAAAAGAAUGUAAACCAAUAGAAUAUCCUAAACCUGACGGCGUUAUAACGUUUGAUUUGCUUGAGAGUGUUUCUCGAAGUGGAACAACCCAUACAGAGAAUCAACCUGUGCAUUUACGUGUUCGAGAUAAAAAGUUGCCUGUUGAUGUCAAUUUGAAAAUUUACGAUGGGCCUGAAGGAAGAUUUUGCCCAGCUGGCGUGUAUGAAUUUGUUGACGACGAAAAUAAUCCAAACGAAAAACGAUUACAAAUUAAUUCACAAAACUGUGUACAUUGUAAAACCUGUGAUAUCAAGGAUGUAUCGCAGAAUAUUGAUUGGGUAACGCCUGAAGGUGGAAAUGGGCCAAAAUAUGUUUUGACUUAA